This is a messenger RNA of Uloborus diversus, 1168 nucleotides long. RefSeq names its product C-1-tetrahydrofolate synthase, cytoplasmic-like. Gene Ontology annotation, molecular function: methylenetetrahydrofolate dehydrogenase (NADP+) activity; methenyltetrahydrofolate cyclohydrolase activity. The record is from RefSeq and is a predicted model, not a curated record. Gene Ontology annotation, biological process: tetrahydrofolate interconversion. The transcript has 10 exons. NCBI's taxonomy places the organism in Eukaryota, Metazoa, Arthropoda, Arachnida, Araneae, Uloboridae. The coding region runs from base 117 to 1028 and encodes 303 amino acids. Gene Ontology annotation, cellular component: cytosol.
AAUUGAUACGAGUGUUCUCGUAUGAUUGCAGAAAUUUAGCAAAUCUUUCACAUUAUCAUAAACCACUCAAGAAGUUGCUCCCUCUUCUUAGCUUCAAUCGAACAAUAUUUCUGAAAAUGAGUGAAAAAACGACUGGUAACAUUUUAUCUGGCAGAGAACUUUCCAAAACCAUUCAGAAAGAACUCCAAGAUGAGAUUAAAUCCAUUAAAGAAGAGUUUCCAAAUUUCAAUCCAGUUUUAGCAAUUGUACAGGUUGGGGCAAGAGAAGAUUCUAAUGUGUAUAUUCGUAUGAAGAAAAAGAUUGCGAAUGAUGUUGGUGUAUCAACAAAGCAUGUUCAAUUCCCUCGAACAAUUACCCAAAAAGAGUUAUUGGAAGAAGUCCAAAAAUUAAAUGAAGAUCCUUUAAUUCAUGGAGUACUUGUGCAGCUACCACUAGAUACUGACACACCAAUUGAUGCUAAUUUAAUUACUAAUGCAGUGUCUCCGUCCAAAGAUGUUGAUGGAAUACAUGAUGAAAAUGCUGGUAAACUUUGCCAUGGUCUAUUGGAAGGAUUUUUCAUUGCAUGUACUCCAAUGGGAUGCCUUGAAUUAAUCAAAAAAUCAGGUGUAGAAAUCAAAGGAAGUCGUGCUGUGGUUAUUGGUCGCAGUAAAAUUGUGGGUACACCAAUGGCUCAGCUCCUAAUUUGGCAUCAUGCUACUGUCACUGUAUGUCAUUCUAGAACUAAGGAUUUGAAAUCGGUGGUUCGGGAAGCUGAUAUAAUUGUUGCUGCUGUAGGACAAGCUAAAAUGGUUAAAAAGGACUGGGUAAAACCAGGAGCUGUUGUAAUAGAUUGUGGCAUUAACAGUAUUCCAGAUAGCACUAAAGCUUCAGGUUCUAGGCUUGUUGGUGAUGUUGAUUAUGAUGAAGUAAAAGAUGUUGCUUCCUAUAUUACUCCCGUGCCUGGUGGUGUAGGUCCUAUGACUGUGAUUAUGCUAGUAAAAAACACCGUUAUUGCUGCAAAACGUUCAUUGCAUCAGCACAUAGGUUGAUUGUUCAUCUGAAGCUUACUUGAAGUAAUUUGAUCAAUUUGUACACAGAUUUUAAAAAUCAAUGUUUCAUCAAUAUGUACUACUUUAUGUCCAUGCAAAGCUGUAUAGAAUUUUUAUCUGGUCACAUAAAUGUUGUUAAA